ACAUUAAUGAUAGAUGGAAUUGUUAAUAACAGGAGCUGGUUCACUGUGACGGUCGACGGCCAGCUGCAGACAUUCGUUAUGAGGAGUCCAAUCCAAUAUGCUAGUCAAAACGCCGGACGCAAUAGAAGAGGGUUGUCCCUCAUACAAAAUCUCUUCUCCCGCAAUAGCAGGUUGGAAAAACUGCUAAGACAGCAGAGAAACCCAACGCCUGAUCCGUACGGUAAUUAUGCAAGGCACAACCAGAAAACACGCUUCCAUGCAUGGUAUGACAGGAUCCGUACACUGCGGUCUGUACAGAGUAAUGGCACUGCAAUCAAGCGUCCGUACAACGUGCGGAAAUUUGGCGGGCAAAUCGCCCCGCUGGACUCAUCACUAUUCGACCGGUAGAAGCGAAAUAUGUGUGAUUGGAGAUGGUCGCAAGUGACACGACGUGGACGGAAAUAGUUCGUAACACAUAAGAUGCAGGACAUCGGGAUGCAAGGAAAUGCAUCUGGAUAGAAGGAUACUAAUAAUAAUAGGACCGGGUUGGUAGCUAUGGCGUCCGUAAUGAAAACAAUAGGGAUGCGAAAGCUAGUAAAGUAAGGGUUCAGUCAGAAUUCUUGACUGAGCAAGACGUG
Molecule: messenger RNA, 617 nt
Organism: Eremomyces bilateralis CBS 781.70
Lineage: Eukaryota; Fungi; Ascomycota; Dothideomycetes; Eremomycetales; Eremomycetaceae
Exons: 1
Coding region: 7-387 (126 amino acids)
Source: RefSeq, a predicted model, not a curated record